AUGACUCUCGAUCACCACCCCGUUCAAAACAGUGAGGUUUACCUCAUGCACGCCUCUCACGCUCCUUCAGUACCACCACCAUCUCCCCCAUCUCCAGCUACACCAUGUGAGCGAGAAUUAUCACCUCCCUUGGACGACCUGAUGUCCAUGACACCACCAUUGCUCUCAGACGUAUGUGGCUCAAGCUUCAGUGGUCGCCUGUCAAAUGCUGUUCAUGUUCUCGGAACUGAAGCUACAGCUCUUUCAUGUCUCACUCGCCUCUAUGAGACUGAGCCCAUUGCCCGAGGAGGAUUCAACUCGGCAGUCGAAGCUAUCACCAGACAUCGAGGGGAGAUAGGUCAAUUGGUAAUCUGUGGCAUCGGGAAGAGUGGGCACAUCGCCAAAAAGCUGGUCGCGACGAUGAACAGCCUCAAGAUUCGCUCAACUUACCUCCAUCCAACCGAAGCUCUUCAUGGCGAUCUGGGAGUUAUCGGAAGACAUGAUACGAUCCUUCUGAUCACGUUCUCCGGAAAGACUCCUGAGCUCCUGUCUCUUCUACCUCACUUUGAUUCAUCUCUUCCUCUUCUCAUCAUGACUUCCCACACUCACCCAUCGACUUGCGAGAUCAUCAAACAAAGACCAGACGCCAUCCUCCUCCCAGCACCAAUUCACAAAUCCGAAACCGACUCCUUUGGAUUCAAUGCCCCAACAACCUCCACCACCAUGGCCCUGGCACUGGGAGACGCCCUCGCAGUAGUCAUCUCCAACGAACUACACAUCAAUGUCCAAGCAGUAUUCUCUUCAAACCACCCAGGAGGAGCCAUCGGACAGGCCGUUCAAGGACCAAAGAAGAUCUCCGAUCUUACCAUUCUAUUCGAAUCCAUCCCAGAAAUGGACCACCGAGCAAUCACAGGUGCGCAUGUUCUCAUGUCAGCGUACAAAUCUACUUCCGGAUGGGUUCGACACGGUGACGACAUGGUUGUUCCUCCUCGACGCAUCACGAGACUGCAACCGGAUGAUAUGGAUGAGCCAGCAACCUGUAUCAAUGGUCUGAUGGUUCCGAGCAAGGAUUGGAUCCAAAUUCCAGCCGAUACCUCGAUCAUCUCGGCUCAAGAAUGGAUCACAAGCAGGCGUGUAGCCGGGGAGAUGAAGUACGAUGACGACGCUAUCCUAGCGAUGAUUGUAGAAGGCGAAGUUGCGGGAGUGACUGAAAUAGGAACUGUCAUGGCAUGA
Cadophora gregata is the source of this 1212-nucleotide messenger RNA. RefSeq lists its product as uncharacterized. Lineage: Eukaryota; Fungi; Ascomycota; Leotiomycetes; Helotiales; Ploettnerulaceae. The record is from RefSeq and is a predicted model, not a curated record. The coding region runs from base 1 to 1212 and encodes 403 amino acids. Gene Ontology annotation, biological process: carbohydrate derivative metabolic process. The transcript has a single exon. Gene Ontology annotation, molecular function: carbohydrate derivative binding.